Pelagomonas calceolata is the source of this 985-nucleotide messenger RNA. The record is from the annotation of a GenBank genome assembly. Lineage: Eukaryota; Pelagophyceae; Pelagomonadales; Pelagomonadaceae.
AUGUUCCCCUGCGGCGGAGGCAAGCCGAAGAAAAAGAAAAAGCCGACGCCGAGCCAGCUGCACUACGAGGCGCCGCUGCGCACGGUGGCCACCGUGUUCCCGUCGGUCUACGUGGCCGUGCUCGCGACGCGCUUCGGCGAGCCGAUCGCGCGGCUCCCGCGCGAGACGCAGCACCCGGUGAACCCCGACUUCGACGACCGCGAGUUCGAGGACAUCCCGAAGGAGCUGCGCGACCUGGACGACAAGAUGACGGGCGGCGAGAUGGAGUACCGCGAGCUCAUGGUCGGCGUCGCCAUGGCCGUGCGCGUCUCGCGGCGCUUCGUGGCGACGGCGCUCGACCGCCCGCUCCUGCUCAAGCUCCGGGAGCAGGCGCCGCCGCAGAUCCGCGCGCCGCUCUUCCAGUGCGUCGGCGCGACGCAGGGCGUCUGGGUCUACGGCGUCGACGGCGACCACAUCGUCGCGCUCAUGGCCGACGGCGGCCACUACGCCAUGGACUCGCGCGACCGCGACGCGCGCUUCGCCGAGGUCGUCGAGACGCUCCGCCGCGCGAUCAAGACCGCGCCGCCGCCGCCGCCCCUCGGGCCCGCGCCGCCGUCGCCCCUCGCGGAGCCCGUGCCCCUGGCGGCGCUCUUCCGCGCGCACGACGCGGACCUGGCCGACGCGGCCGCCGCCGCCGCCGCCGCGGCCGACGCGGCCGCGGCGCUCGGCAUGCCCAUCCCCCCCGCCGAGCCGGACGAGCCGAAGGAGCCGGUCGUGUGGGAGAGCCCCUGCGGCAUGCCCGUCCCCCCGCGGCGGCGGAGCGUCUGGGAGGGGCUCAAGGGCGUGUUCUCGUCGAAGCCGCGGCCCAGCAAGGACAAGGCCGUCGACCGCUUCGGCGACGUGUGGUACCUGACGUGACUCGGUUCUUCUUUUUUGGUGUGUGUUGUAAGCUUGUGGAAUUGUAGAACAGGAAUGGUCGUAGUCGUUAGUAGAGUAGCAGCAAAAU